Molecule: messenger RNA, 3143 nt
Organism: Aptenodytes forsteri (emperor penguin)
Lineage: Eukaryota; Metazoa; Chordata; Aves; Sphenisciformes; Spheniscidae
Gene: FAM171B
Product: family with sequence similarity 171 member B
Source: RefSeq, a predicted model, not a curated record
AUGUAUAUGACCUCCUGUUUUUUCUUUCUGUUAAUAGGAUCUGUUUUUACGCUGAAAGUUCAAGUAAAUGACAUCAUCAGUCAUCAGUACCUGCGACAGGCGGUUGUAGAAGUGUUUGUUAACUACACAAAGACAAAUUCUACUCUUACUGGAAACAAUGGAGCAGUAUUAAUAAAAGUUCCCUACAAAUUAGGAUUAAGCUUAACUAUUGUAUCAUACAAGGAUGGCUAUAUGUUAACACCUUUGCCUUGGAAGACUGGGAGAAUGCCAAUAUACUCGUCUGUGACACUUGCAUUAUUCCCACAAAGUCAAGCUAAUAUAUGGCUGUUUGAAGAUACUGUCUUAAUUACUGGAAAACUGUCUGAUGCCAAAUCUCAACCAAGUGUUCAGUUUCCAAAAUUUUUAAUAAAACUCCCAACAAACCACCAUAUAACAAUUUUUACAGCCUAUCUGACAGUGCCAGAGCAAUUUUUCAAAGUGGACAGCUUUCUCUAUACAACAGGAAUUUUUCUAAAUAAAUCAGGUUUCAAAAGUGUGGAAUUAGCUCCUGUUGCUGCAAUAUGCGUAAAUGUUCUUUUGACUGGGAAAGAACUGAAAGUAAAUGGUCCCAUUCAGAUUACACUUCCUCUUCCCACAAGUACUGUAAAAUCGGGAGAUGCUAUACCUGCAUGGACAUUCGAUAUGAAAACUGGUGCUUGGGUAAGCCGUGGGCUAGGAAUGGUAAAGGAGGCAGAUGGUCAAUUAGUAUGGACAUAUACUGCUCAACACUUAGGCUACUGGAUAGCAGCUCCACUGCCUGGAACAAGAGAAUCCAUUAUUAGUGCGGUUUCCAAGGACAUAACAGCCUAUCACACAGUGUUCCUUACGGCCAUACUGGGAGGUACAGUUGUCAUUAUCAUUGGAUUUUUUGCUGUUCUUCUUUGUUACUGCAGGGAUAAAUGUGGUCGGACGCAAAAGAAGGAAAAAAAUACAACUAAGCUGGAGGUCAUAAAAAAAGACCAGACAACAUCAACAACUCACAUAAAUCACAUCAAUGCUGUCAAAGGGUCUUUAAAGUUGGAGGAUAAGUCACAGUUAUAUACACCGAAGAUUUCUUCAUACAGCCCUCAAAGAAGGAUGUCCAUAGACACGGAAGAUGGAAAAUCACGAGACAAUUUUAAAAUCUACGCAGAGGAUGCUUCUGGUCAGUCAAGAAAUUCAGCCCAUUCAUUGGAGCCUAAUGUUGGAGUUAGGCACUUACAGCAGCCAAAGCAUAGUAACAGUACUAUUUCCCAGGCUUCUAGGGACAUUCAAGACCAAAACAGAUACCUUUCACUGAAAGAGGAGAUGUAUGGGCUUUCCCAUAUCCCAGAACAUCUAAUGCAUAUUUACAAUCAACCUAUUGCUAUUCUUCAAACCUCUGACCUUUUCCACUCCCCAGAACAAUUGCAUCCUGCUAAAUCAGCAACUUUGCCAAGAAAAGGGCAGUUAGUGUAUAGUCCCAUGAUGGAACCCAUGAAUCGCGACAGUUACAUGCAAACGUUACCAAAAAUGCCAGUGCACUCUCAUCCACAGCCUUCUGUCUGCAGAGAUGAAAACAGUACGUUAGAUAGUGAAGAGGGCUUACCUUCUCAAACAUCAAACUGGGGCCGGUACACUAAUAGCUUACUGGAAUCUGUCUCUGUUCCUGGGACAUUGAAUGAAGCAGUUGUAAUGACUCCGUUUUCAUCUGAACUUCAAGGUAUUUCAGAACAAACAUUAUUGGAACUCUCUAAAGGAAAACCAUCUCCGCACCCUCGAGCAUGGUUUGUGUCUCUGGAUGGAAAGCCCAUCGCUCAAGUGAGGCAUUCUUUCAUAGAUCUGAAAAAGGGCAGAAAAACAGAGAGUAACGAUACCAGUCUGGACUCUGGUGUGGACAUGAAUGAGCAUCAUCCUAGUAGGAAACUGGAGAGAGAGAAAACUUUCAUAAAAAAUAUGCCGCAUUCUAAGAUCCUUUACUUGGAAGAUCUGGAUCUGAGUAGCAGUGAAAGUGGGACCACUGUUUGCACUCCAGAGGACCAGGCUGUGAGGCACAUUCUGGAUGGAGGGAAUGGGCCAGUCAUAGAACAGCAUGAUGAAGAAGGUCUAAGAAGAAAAACUCCAUCAAGAAGUCAUGAAUCUGGUAUCCCUUCUGCUAAAAAAAGGGAUAGACCGUCUAUCGCAAAAAGAGAUAGCAAAACUAAUAUCUGGAAGAAAAGAGAGGAAAGGCCACUUAUUCCUAUAAAUUAAAACACAGUGUGCUUUGUGUUCUUGCUCUCCCUGCUGGUUGUUGACCUCUUGGCUUCUUCUGUAAUUCUGCAGUGUUGGGUUUACAAGGGAAAUGUUGUUUUCUAGUCUCAAGAAAAGUUACUUUUUUUUUUAAUAUACCAAUUGAUUUCCUAAACUUCAACUGGGCAAUUGAUAUUCAAUGAAUUGAAAACAGGGAAAUGCUACUAUUAAAAUUUUCCAGUUCCUAAUUUUGCUGGCAGUAGAGGGAAGGCCCACAUUUUAAUUAGCCUGUCAUUCUUGGAUGCACCUCUGGGAAUGCAUGGUGAGAAAUGGAGGCACAUGUGUUAAUUUUUUUGUACUUGUUGCUAAUGCGUUGGUAGACUAGUUAAAGCCAUUCCUUGGCCUUGUUCCUAAUCAAUGUGACCAUCUGUACAGUAUUUUAUAUGUGAACUUUUCUAGGGAUCUGUUACUACUUCUUUGUAUAAUGUAAAAUGUUUCAUCAGUUAGACCCAUGACACCAGCAGAUGAGCUCUGUUGGAUUUAUCAGCGGAGCUCUAUAACAUUACUGCCCUCCCUGUGUGUCCAUCCAUGUGCAAAAGGUUGCCAGUCCACAUAGCAGUGGCAGAAGGGGGAAGCGUACAAGCUCUGUGGCCACUGCGGUUCAUGGUCCCCACUGUCUUAGGAUGUUGCCCGUCUGCUUUGUUUUAAUUUGCUUUGUUACAAACUGUAGACAUUGAAGAUUGGCAUCCGCUAUGAAGUGUCCACAUCCAGCAGAAAAGGACUGGUUCCGGCAGCAUUCGAAGCUGCUGCUACUACUGAUCCCAGUGUCUUGUUUUGGCCUCGUUGUCAGUUAAAAUCUUCUCUUCUGCAUGCUGUUGGGCCAGUUGAGCUCAACAACAUAGUCUUGAAUCCCUGCA